Microthlaspi erraticum is the source of this 1428-nucleotide messenger RNA. Lineage: Eukaryota; Viridiplantae; Streptophyta; Magnoliopsida; Brassicales; Brassicaceae. The record is from the annotation of a GenBank genome assembly.
AUGUUGAUGCUCACUAGCAAUUCCUUUAAUUUACCUGUUCCUCAACCACCUGGAUUCUUGCUUCCACACAAUCAUGGCGUCGAGUCAAGCGAAUGUCCAAUGAGGAAUCAAUCGACGGAUUGGAUUUCUGAUUCAGUGGCGAUUUUGGGUUAUGCAAAGUUCACGACUUUCCGAUUUCGAGGCUUUGGUGUUGUCUCUGCACAACCAUGCGUGAACAAUGCGUUUUUCAGACCCAAUAGUACUUACGACACGAACCGCGGCCAUAUCCUCUCUUCUCUUGCUUCAAACGCCACGGCUCAAAACGGCUUCUACAAUGGUUCCGUUGGCCAAGGACUUGAUCGAGUGUAUGGAGUUGGGAUGUGUAUUCCAGGUGCUGAACCAAAGCUCUGCUCAGAGUGUAUCCAGGAGGCGUCUGACGGGUUACUACAGAGCUGUCCUAACCAAACAGAAGCCUAUACCUGGUCUGGUGGAGGUAAAACUCUUUGUAUGGCAAGUUACUCCAACCGUUCGUUAUCUGGCUCACUUGAUAUGGACCCUCCUUCUUUGGGGUACAAUACUGGCGAUAUUAAAACUAACUCAACAGAGUUUGAUAGAAGAUGGGAAGAGUUAAUGCAGAGAAUGAUAACCAAGGCUUCCACUGGCAAAGACGCAUCGUUGUCUGAUCGUAAGUACUAUGCAGCCGACGUAGCAGCCUUGACAGCUUUCCAGAAUAUCUACGCGUUAAUGCAAUGUACGCCGGAUUUAUCUUCGAGGGACUGUAAAACCUGUCUAGGGACAAGUGUUGGUGACUAUGAGAGCUGCUGCCAUGGGAGGCAAGGUGGCUAUGUGUUUAGGCCGAGCUGUAUUUUCCGGUGGGAUUUGUAUCCGUUUAACGGGGCUUUCGAUCAUAUUACAUCGGCAGUGCCACCGGCAUCUCCUCCAGCUUCUUUGAAAUCCAACGCAACCAUCAUAAACCAGAAAGAUAGCAAAACAAUCUCAAAAGGAGUCAUCGUGGCAAUUGUUGUUUCAGCUGUAAUUGUCUUAUUGGUACUUGCUUCUCUAGGACUUGCUGUUUGCAGGAGGAGGAAGUCAUACCAGUCACUUGAUCAUCAGUCUGCCAUUGAUAUUAGGACUACUCAGUCACUGCAAUAUGAUCUUAAGACAAUAGAAGCUGCAACAAAUAAGUUUUCAGGGAGCAACAAGAUCGGUCAGGGUGGAUUUGGAGAAGUUUUCAAGGGCGUGCUUCCAGACGGGACAGAAGUCGCUGUGAAAAGGCUGUCAAAAACAACGAGUCAAGGCGCACGAGAGUUCAAGAACGAGGCUGUUCUGGUGGCGAAGCUUCAGCACAGGAAUCUGGUUAGGCUUCUCGGAUUUUGUGUAGAAGGUGAAGAGAAGAUACUCGUCUACGAAUUUGUGCCCAACAAAAGCCUUGAUUACUUCCUUUUUGGU